This is a messenger RNA of Alternaria infectoria, 726 nucleotides long. RefSeq lists its product as uncharacterized. Lineage: Eukaryota; Fungi; Ascomycota; Dothideomycetes; Pleosporales; Pleosporaceae. The record is from RefSeq and is a predicted model, not a curated record. The transcript has 2 exons. Bases 1 to 726 code for a protein of 241 amino acids.
AUGUAUUGCAGGUUUCUGGAUCUUCCAUCAGAGCUGCGCAACCGCAUCUACGAGACCGUUGCGGCAGGCAACGACGAGCCGCUGGCUAUAUCCAAACUAUGUUCUGGAGAAGGCGGCAACUAUGCGGGCCUUACGAGAGCUUGUGCUCAGAUCCGAGCUGAAUAUCGACCAAUUCAGCGUCGCAAGGCCAAACUUUCCCUGGAUUUUGCAGACCUUGAUGAGUUUACUGGAACCUUUCUCACUUCAGCCGCGGACACGAUGAUUCUUCCUCUUGAGCUUCACGUCCGGGUAUCUCUCAGCGAGUCAGGAUGGACUCUGAAUUUCGACUCACUAUCAGUUCUCAAAGUCAAAGCCGAGAACCCCCGCUUAGACAUCAGGAUCGUGCCCACUACUAUCCCAGAGGGGUGGCGAUCUAACCAUGGUGGCCAGCAUGAUGCGGCUGAUCUAGCGACAAUUGCCUCGAUGCAAGCACAGGACCUGAAUUCGCUGCUCCUUCACUCAAACAAGGACUGGCAUGCGUGUAUCAACAGCGGCUUCAUUGGCCAAGUCUACAUAGAGAUGGAAAUCGGGUUGACACGGGUUCAGAUCGUCUUCAUAGGUUUGCUUGAUUACAGAGACUGGCCAAGAACACAGAGAGGCUUCGAGGAGUGGCGUAUCUCUCAUGGCCUGCAGACUCCGGCAUCGCUUAGUCACAGCAUCGACUUUACCUUUCUUCACUACGGGUGA